AUGAGUUUGAAAAGAAGUGUAUUACUUAGAUUAUCGGAUACAGGUGAACCAAUUACGAGUUGUUCCUAUGGUCAAGGUGUAUUAACAUUACCAUCUUUGCCACUCCCAGAUGAUGCUAAAGAGGGAACACCAUUCUAUACAGUAAAAUUGUUCAUCUCUGCUGGUUCCCCCAUCUCAAGAAAUGGGUUAAUUUGGACAAAUUGUCCCCCAGAACAUACCAUCCCUUUCCAAAGGGAUAAAUUCUAUAAAAAAGUCUUAAACGCAAGCUUCCAUCAAGAUGAUAGUGUAGAUCUAGAUAUCUAUAGACCAGGUUCAUAUUGUUUCUAUCUAUCCUUCAGAAAUGAAAAAGAACAAUUAGAAACUACAAGGAAAUUUUAUUUCAUGGUAUUGCCCAAUUUAAAGAUAAAUGGUCAAUUCUUGCAAUUAAAUUCAAUCGCUAUGCAAAGUGUCGUAUCCAAAUGGAUGGGUAAAGAUUGGGAUAAAAUCUUUGCCAAGAUAGCUGAUAAGAAAUAUAAUAUGAUUCAUUUCACUCCUUUACAAAUCAGAGGUGAAUCAAAUUCUCCAUAUUCUUUAUGUGAUCAUUUGAAAUUUGAUCCUGAUUUUUUCCAAUCUCCUGAUGACGUCAAGAAAAUGGUGCAGCAUCUACAAAAGGAUUAUGGAAUGUUAUCACUGACUGAUAUCGUCUUUAACCAUACUGCUAACAAUUCUCCUUGGCUAUUGGAUCAUCCAGAAGCUGGGUAUAAUUAUAUCACCGCUCCCCAUUUGAUCCCAGCUAUUGAACUAGAUGCCAAAUUGUUGGAAUUUAGCCAAAACCUAUCCAAUAGAGGUUAUCCAACAGAUCUGAAGAAUAUCGACGACUUGUUCAAAAUUAUGGAUGGUAUUAAAGUUCAUGUUCUUGGUUCCAUAAAAUUAUGGGAAUAUUAUGUCGUUGAUAUUGAAUCCACACUCGAAGGUAUCAAAAGGGUUUGGAAUGAAACUUCCAAAUGGAAUGAAAAUGAAUCUUCACUACAAGAUUUAGAAGAUAACUUGAUUAAAAUGGGCCAAUUUACUCGCGAUAACGCUGUUCUUGAAAAUUUCGGAACCUUGGCCGAAAAAGGUUCAAAUAAAAUUGAUGUGGAAAAAUUCUCAAGUAUAUUAAAAUCCUUAUAUGGUGAUGAAUUAAAUGAUACAAUUAUUACAAAGGCCCAUAAGAUAUUAGAUCAAGUUAACUUACCAUUAUACAAAGAAUAUGAUGAUGAUAAUAGUGAAAUCCUAGAACAAUUGUUCAACCGUAUCAAAUAUUUGAGAAUUGAUGAGAAUGGUCCAAAACAAGGUCCUAUUACUGAUAAACAACCAUUGACAGAACCUUAUUUCACUCGUUUUACAGGUACAGAUGGUAAUAAAUAUGCAUUAGCAAAUAAUGGCUGGAUAUGGAAUGGUAACCCAUUAGUCGAUUUUGCCUCUUCCAAAUCAAAAGCUUACUUGCGCAGAGAAGUAAUUGUUUGGGGUGAUUGUGUUAAAUUAAGAUAUGGUUCAGGUCCACAAGAUUCUCAGUAUUUAUGGGAUAGAAUGGGUAAAUACAUAGAAAUGAAUGCAGAUAUCUUCGAUGGGUUCAGAAUUGAUAAUUGUCAUUCUACUCCCUUACACGUUGGUGAAUAUUUUUUAGAUCUUGCAAGAAGAGUCAAUCCAAACUUAUAUGUCGUUGCCGAAUUAUUUUCGGGUUCAGAAACAAUGGAUUGUUUAUUCGUUGAGAGAUUAGGUAUUUCAUCUUUAAUAAGAGAAGCUAUGCAAGCAUGGUCUGAGGAAGAACUUUCAAGAUUAGUCCAUAAACAUGGUGGUAGACCAAUUGGUUCAUACAAAUUCGUUCCUAUGGAUGAUUUCCCAUAUCCAGCCGAUAUUCAGUUAGAUGAAGAAUAUUGCGCUGUUAAUCCAGAAGAUAACGCUUUAAGAUGUGUUUCUGAAAUCAUGAUCCCCAAAAUUUUAACCGCUACUCCUCCACAUGCCUUAUUCAUGGACUGCACACAUGAUAAUCAAACACCCUAUCAGAAAAGGACAGUUGAAGACACUUUACCUAAUGCUGCAUUAGUAGCUUUAUGUUCCUCUGCUAUUGGUUCCGUUUAUGGUUACGAUGAAAUUUAUCCAUAUUUAUUAGAAUUAGUUACUGAAUCGAGAACCUAUGAUACAGAAUCUUGUGAUGGUAUUGGCAAAAUUAGAGCCAUGCUAAAUGAAAUAAGAGAUGAUAUUGGUAUGAAAAGUAAAGAUAUUGAAGAUUCUGAAAUGCAUGUCCAUCAUGAGGGUCAAUAUAUCACAUUUCAUAGAACAGAUGCCAAGAGUGGUUCAGGUUAUUAUUUAAUUGCAAGAACUAAAUUUUAUGAUGGGGGUGAACAAAAGUUACCACCUGUAAUAUUGAGUGAUUCCAUUUGUAAAUUAAAAUUAGCUUAUACUUUGGAAAAAACUGGUGAUGUACAAGAAUCGAAGACAUUAAUUAAAGGUAUUCCAACUAAUCUGAGGGAAUUGAAAGGUUUUAACGUGUCUUACGAUGAAAAGACAAGAAAUUCUACAAUUUUAUUACCUGACGAUUUCCCACAGGGUUCGAUCGCAAUUUUUGAAACUCAACAAAAUGGUGUUGAUAUGUGGUUAGAUCAUUUCAUUAGAUCUGGUGCUAUUAGAGCUACAACCAAUUUGAACUUAGAAUCGUUGAAUGCAAUCUUGUAUCGCGCGGAACCUGAAGAAAUGGAUGCUAGUGCUGGUAGAAGAGGUGCUUAUGAUAUUCCUAAUUAUGGUAAGUUAGUGUACUGUGGUUUGCAAGGUUGGGUAUCCGUGCUAAGAAAAAUCAUGUUUAAUAACGAUUUAGCUCAUCCAUUAAGUGCCAAUUUACGUGGGGGCCAUUGGGCUUUAGACUAUGUCAUUGAUAGAUUAGACCUUUAUAAUGAUGAAGCAGGUAUUGAAGAUGUCCAAAGAUGGUUACGUAGUAGAUUAGAUAGAGUAAAGAAAUUACCAAAUUAUUUGGUUCCAAGUUAUUUCUGCUUAAUUAUUGGUGUCUUAUAUGGUUGUUGUCGUUUACGUGCUAUGCAAUUAAUGUCUGGAAAUAUUGGUAAAUCCACUGAAUUUGUUCAAAGUUUGGCGAUGACUUCCAUUCAAAUGGUUUCCAAGAUGGAAUCUACAUCUUUAUUGCCACACGAAAAUAUUCCUGCUAUGGCAGCUGGUCUUCCCCAUUUCAGUACUGAAUAUAUGAGAUGUUGGGGUAGAGAUGUUUUCAUAUCCUUAAGAGGGUUGUUAUUAACUACUGGAAGAUUUGAGCAAGCUAAAGCUCAUAUUCUUGCAUUUGCUAAAACAUUAAAGCAUGGUUUAAUUCCAAAUUUAUUGGAUGCUGGCAGGAAUCCAAGGUAUAAUGCCAGAGAUGCUGCUUGGUUCUUUGUUCAAUCUGUUCAAGAUUAUGUUAGUAUCGUUCCUGGAGGUGAAUCGAUCUUAAAGGAAAAGGUUACUAGGAGAUUCCCCAAGGAUGAUACCUAUAUUAAAUAUAACGAUCCUAUUGCCUUCAGUUAUUCGAGUACCAUUGAAGAAAUUGUCUAUGAGAUUUUAAGUAGGCAUGCAGCUGGCAUCAAAUAUAGAGAAGCUAAUGCUGGUCCAAAUUUAGAUAGAGUUAUGACAGAUAAAGGUUUUGAUGUCGAGGUUCAUGUUGAUUGGUCUAAUGGUUUAAUCUUCGGUGGGUCACAAUAUAACUGUGGUACAUGGAUGGAUAAGAUGGGUGAAAGUGCUAAGGCAAAAUCAGUUGGUAUACCAGGAACACCAAGGGACGGUGCGGCAAUAGAAAUUAACGGAUUAUUAAAGAGUUGUUUAAGAUUUGUCAUUGAUAUGAACAAGAAAAACAAUUUCCAAUAUUCCGAAGUUACUAAAUCAGAUGGUACUAAGAUUUCCUUUGUUGAAUGGGAUAAGUUGUUACAAGAUAACUUUGAAAAAUGUUACUGGAUUCCAAAAGAUGCAGCUGAUGAUAAAUUAUUUGAUGUGGAUGUUAACAUUGUGAACAGGAGAGGUAUUUACAAAGAUUUGUAUCGAUCUGGUAAGCCAUAUGAAGACUAUCAAUUAAGACCUAAUUUUGCCAUUGCGAUGACUGUUGCUCCAGAAUUAUUUACACCUGGUUUUGCCAUUUCAGCUAUAGAGUUGGCAGAUAAAUAUUUAAGAGGACCAGUUGGUAUGCGUACAUUAGAUCCAAGUGAUUAUAAUUAUCGUCCAUAUUAUAUUAAUUCAGAAGAUUCAGAAGAUUUUGCUACAUCUAAGGGUAGAAACUAUCAUCAAGGACCUGAAUGGGUAUGGUGCUACGGUUAUUUCUUAAGAGCUUUCCAUUACUUCUAUUUCAAUACAUCAAGACGUUGUCAAAACGAGCCAAAGAGUAAACCAUCAUCCUACUUAUACCAACAAUUGUACAAUAGAUUGCAAGGUCAUAGAGAUUGGUUAGCACAAAGUCCAUGGGCAGGGUUAACAGAGUUGACUAACAAAGACGGUGAAAUUUGUAAUGAUUCCAGUCCAACACAAGCAUGGAGUUCUGGAUGUUUAUUGGAUGUCUUUUAUGAUCUAUGGAGUGCCUAUGAAUAG
Molecule: messenger RNA, 4572 nt
Organism: Naumovozyma dairenensis CBS 421
Lineage: Eukaryota; Fungi; Ascomycota; Saccharomycetes; Saccharomycetales; Saccharomycetaceae
Gene: GDB1
Product: bifunctional 4-alpha-glucanotransferase/amylo-alpha-1,6-glucosidase
Exons: 1
Coding region: 1-4572 (1523 amino acids)
Biological process (GO): glycogen catabolic process; glycogen biosynthetic process
Molecular function (GO): amylo-alpha-1,6-glucosidase activity; 4-alpha-glucanotransferase activity
Source: RefSeq, a predicted model, not a curated record